CCAAUAAUGCGGAUCGCCGAGGCAAGGUUUAAUACGAAUUUGUGCGGUCACGUACCCUUCCCCCUCUUCAGCCCUCCAUGGGAUACAUUCUGUGUAGGCAACUAUCUCAACAACCUAAUGGCUGUGCCUCGCAACUUUGUCGUUCGAGAAGUGCAUACAGCACAGGACGGGGUCACUCAGAUUGGCCAUGGAAACACCAUCAACUACGCAGAUCCAGUGGAAACGCAGCGCAAUAUCCAGAGAUGGUUUGCAUCAUGGCUGUUUGAUGACCCUAAUUCGACACAACGUUCGCAAGCUAGGAUAGUCCAAGAAAAGGGGCGUGCUAUCAAAGGUUGCGGGGAAUGGCUAACGCACGAUCUUGUGCCGCAGUGGCUUGCAGACGGUUCAGAUUGUCUAUGGAUCUACGGUGAUGUGGGCUCGGGUAAAAGCAUUUUGUGUUCUCUCCUUAUUUCGGAGCUUCGUCGUAUGCAGCCCGAGGUUGGGACCUUGCUAGUCGUUCCCGCGAUAUUUUCAUUCGAUGUCGACUACACAGCCCGAUCUGAAUUUCUGCCAAAUACCAUUCUUGCUUGGCUUUGUUCGUUCGAUCCUAUACCAACACCGGUAAAGCGUGCACGAGAGACACAUCUCAACGCGUCAGAAAUUCACGACAUUGACGCUUUGAUUGAAAAGACGAUUGCCGGGCUUGACGCACAGGGUGCUGAAGUCGGUAAAGGAUCUCUCACUAUCAUGCUUGUCCUCGAUGCCAUCGACGAAGUUUCCUAUGACCAACAGCGACGCACUCUCUCUUUGAUCAACGCUCUUGUUGAGCAGAACAAAACCUAUACAGCGGUUCGAUUUCGAGCGGUAUUAUUCACCCGCAAUGACAUGCGCGUGAAAGAGCUUUGCCCCACCGAGGAAGGCUGGACACAUCAACAAAUUCCAGAGGAUUCUUUGGAAAGCGAUAUCUUGACAGCUGUACAGGGCCGCUUGGCCGAGUCAAGACUUCGAAUGUCAGCAUCCGAGCGUCAUUCCCUGGCAAAAACCGUUGGAGACAGAGCCGGCGGCAUGUUUCGAUUAGCAGGGCUGUACGUGGACCACCUCUUGAAACCCAACCAGCGUAAACUCUCCUCAACACAGCUGCAGACCAUUAUCAAUGCGCUCCCAAAUGAUCUUUAUGAUUUUUAUGAUCGAAUCAUUUCCAAAAUCGAAGAUCAAGAAGCACGUCGCUUGAGUUUCAAGUCGUUAAGAUGGAUUUUCUACGCGUCGGGAGUCAUGUCAUUAGGUGAAAUAGCAGAGGCAUGCUCGCGAUCUUUCCCAGGCGAUAAUGAGUACGUGGAAGGACUCAUUUCGGAAGUUGAUCCACUCGAUAUCGUCGAUCCGUUAAGCGGCUUCAUUCAUAUCAACCCACCCUUGCCAGAAGAUACAGACGAUCUGGAUUAUGAACAGCAUCGGAUUACUAUCGCUCAUUUCUCUGUUGGCGAGUAUCUUAUGAAUCGAGUGCACUUAUCGUUCGACGUACGCCCGUCUUUCUACCAACAAUACGACGCCAGUCUAUACUUAGCGCAGGCAGCUUUCUGCUAUCUCGGCAGCUACCUUUCAGAACCGGAAAAUACUACUAUUGGAGCUUGGCCAUUGUUGAAAUACGCCGCUGACCAGUGGCCUUAUCAUGUCGCUGCAUCUAUCCAUCCUUCCCAUCGAAUGUCAGAAUGCUGCUCCUUGAAUAUCAACUCGCUGGCACUAAAAGUUCGAAACUGUUUUGCUUAUCCGGAUGCCGAUCUUUACACGGAUGCAGAAAAAUUGAGACAGCGCGUCAAAGAUUAUAUGAGAGCAGUGCUGAGUGAGAAGCAGGUUGCUCUUUUGUCCAGUAGACUGCUCGGCUCUGCAUCUCUCGCAAGUAUGAACGAGAGUGACGCGCCACCGUACAAUACACUUGAUCUGGGACAGAUCCGUUUCGUAAUGCUAUAUCCUAGCUCAGAAGAGAAUGUCAAUCCUCGAUGUGAACUAUUCACAUGCUCUCUUGAUAAUGAUCCAAAUUACGAUUUCAUUGCCUGGUGUUGGCAGGCUUCGGCGCCAGAGACAGAGAUUCCCGUUGCUGGCCGGAAGGUGAGGACGAAGGCAUCGGUUAUUGAUGCUCUAAUUCAUUUGCAAUGUCGCUUGGAACGGCCCCAAGCCAUCUGGGUGGAUAUGCUGUGUAUCAAUCGCGAUGAUGAUGCAGAAAGAACAAACCAAAUACAACAGAUCAGUUCAACAGCCACAAACGCGCGGCAAGUCAUAUGCUGGCUCGACCGCAAAUACAGCGCUCCGCCAUCUCUCCCAUCAUUCGAUCUGUACAGCAAUAUGUUUUGGCGAAGAUCUUGGGUCAUUCAAGAACUAGUCCUUGCCAAACAAAUUACGAUCAUGUUUGGAAAUCAGAGCUGGGAUUGGCAAAUGGUGGUGCCUCUCCUGCAAAGUUUCACUGACAACGAUGUGGUGUCGGCCCGUAGAUCGCGGCCCGACCUUAUCACGGAUGGGAUUGCAGGGGCAGUCAAGGCGGGGAUCAAGACAAUCGAUUCUGUUCAGGUCAUACGUAAACGUCUAGCCGAAGGCGAGGUGGUCAAUUUAGAAGAGCUGCUCAGCACUUUCUGCCAUAUGAGGGCCCCAAACCUAACAGACAAGAUAGCAUCACUAGUGUCUUUUAACACAGAACACUACAAUGAGUACCAAAGUCUCAUCGAUUACUCUGUGCCAUUUACCGGCGUAUACGUUCGUCUCGCUGUCACAAUCAUGGAGUCACGCAAAACUCUGGAUUUGCUAGCCUUCAACAACAUUGAAAGCUGCCCACAUGGCUUACCUACGUGGGCACCAUGCUGGGUUGACCCCAUAUUUCGCGAUCCGCUUGCCCCCGGAGUCUUCAAGCCAGAUCAACCACAUCUAUUCCAAGCUAGCAAGAAGCAGCCUCGCUUUGACUUCCGCGAAGCUAUUAGCGAAUUGCACAUCUACGGCCUAUUGGUCGAUGAGAUCGCGACAACUUGGACAAGAGAUGAUUACAUACGACGGGCGUCCACAAAAGGACCUGAUGGCAACCCAAUACUCUCCCGUCUCCCACUCCCAGAAUUUUCCGAGGUUUAUAGCUGGACUGAUAAUCAUGUCCCUAUCUCUUUGGAUUUUCAGGAAGUCAAGACCGUAAACUGCGAAAACUCUGAAAUCGCUCGUGCUCUUACCGAAGGACGGACUAUCCACCAUUACUCAAGGGCAAGCUCCAUACUGGAAAAUGCCGACAAACUCCGGCUGGAUACUGAGUCUCUCCCUUUGUCCAGAGCAGACCGUCUCAUAUGCGAGACAAAAAUGGGUAGACUGGGAAACGUACCCAAGAGGGCCCGUAAAGGCGAUGUCGUGGUGGUUCUAGAAGGCGCGCGGACUCCGCAUGUCUUGAGGCCUUUUGGCAAGGUUGGCGGGAAGUGGGUGACUUAUGAGCUUGUUGGGGAAUGUUAUGUUGAUGGACUGAUGGACGGCGAAGCGGAGCAGGUGAAGGAAGGCGAGCAACCGGUGGAGCCUGUGAAGUUUGUCAUCGAGUAA
Molecule: messenger RNA, 3534 nt
Organism: Periconia digitata
Lineage: Eukaryota; Fungi; Ascomycota; Dothideomycetes; Pleosporales; Periconiaceae
Source: the annotation of a GenBank genome assembly